Molecule: messenger RNA, 2043 nt
Organism: Psilocybe cubensis
Lineage: Eukaryota; Fungi; Basidiomycota; Agaricomycetes; Agaricales; Agrocybaceae
Exons: 10
Coding region: 1-2043 (680 amino acids)
Biological process (GO): glycogen biosynthetic process
Cellular component (GO): cytoplasm
Molecular function (GO): cation binding; 1,4-alpha-glucan branching enzyme activity; hydrolase activity, hydrolyzing O-glycosyl compounds
Source: RefSeq, a predicted model, not a curated record
AUGUCGACAAAACCUCUUUCACCAAAAACGAUUACUGAUAUCGACGAGUACCUCAAACCAGAUGUACCCGCUAUCAUCCAACGUCAUAACAGCUUCAGGAAAUGGAAAGACGUCUUCGAGAGACACGAGGGAGGUUAUGACAAGUUCACAAAAGGCUAUCUCAAAUUUGGCUUGAAUGUCGGUUCCAAAAACGAGGUUACUUACAGGGAGUGGGCUCCCAACGCAAAGGAAGCAUACCUCAUUGGCGACUUUAACGAUUGGGAUAGGACUAGUCAUCCUAUGGAAAGGGAUGAAUUUGGAGUGUGGAAAAUUGUCGUGCCCCCUCUUCCCUCUGGCGCCUGUUCUAUACCCCAUGAUUCCAAACUCAAGAUUUCGAUGGUACUUCCCAAUGGUUCGCGCAUUGAGCGCCUACCAGCAUGGAUAAAACGUGUUACUCAGGACUUAUCUGUGUCUCCUGUGUACGAUGCUCGUUUCUGGAACCCGCCAACUUCGCAAAGGUACACAUUCCAACAUGCAUCCCCACCCAGGCCGGCGGACGUGAGGAUUUAUGAAGCACACGUCGGAAUUUCAUCUUCAGAGCCCAGAGUUGGGACCUACAAAGAAUUUACAACGAACAUUCUCCCGAGGAUCAGGGACCUUGGUUAUAAUGUAAUUCAACUGAUGGCGAUCAUGGAACAUGCAUACUACGCCUCUUUUGGAUAUCAGGUUACUAGCUUUUUUGCUGCAAGCUCCCGUUAUGGCAACCCUGAAGAUUUGAAGGAACUUAUCGACACUGCACAUGGAAUGGGCAUUACAGUGCUUCUUGACAUCGUGCACUCCCAUGCAUGCAAAAAUGUUCUAGAUGGAAUUAACGAGUUCGAUGGCACUGACCACCUCUACUUUCAUGAAGGGGGGAAAGGUCGCCAUGAGCUCUGGGACAGCCGUUUAUUCAACUACGGGCAUCACGAAGUCCUUCGAUUCCUGCUCAGCAAUCUACGUUUCUGGGUAGAAGAAUACCGUUUUGAUGGGUUCCGUUUCGACGGAGUUACGAGCAUGAUGUACAAACAUCAUGGUAUCGGAACUGGAUUUUCCGGAGGAUAUCACGAAUACUUUGGAGACGGGGCCGAUGAAGAAGGCAUCGUAUAUCUCAUGCUUGCCAACGAUUGUAUGCAUGAGUUGUAUCCUCAUUUGAUCACUAUUGCCGAGGAUGUCUCCGGAAUGCCACUUUUGGGCAAGCCGGUCGAUGUUGGAGGAGUUGGAUUCGACUAUCGCCUUUCUAUGGCAAUUCCAGACAUGUGGAUUAAGCUUUUGAAGCACAAGCAUGAUGACGAAUGGGACAUGGGCAAUAUUGUGUUUACUCUAACCAACAGGCGUCAUGGCGAGAAGAGUAUAGCUUAUUGCGAAAGUCAUGAUCAGGCACUUGUAGGGGACAAGACGAUAGCCUUUUGGCUAAUGGACAAGGAGAUGUAUACAAACAUGUCCGAUUUGACGCCAAUGACUGAAAUAAUUGCUCGUGGACUCGCGUUGCACAAAAUGAUACGACUACUUACCCAUUCGCUUGGUGGGGAAGGUUACCUCAACUUUGAGGGCAACGAGUUUGGACAUCCCGAGUGGCUCGAUUUCCCCCGCGAGGGUAACGGAAAUUCCUUCCAUUACGCUCGUCGUCAGUGGAAUGUUGUCGACGACCAUCUUUUGAGAUACAAGUACCUCAACAAUUUUGACCGAGCUAUGAACCACGCAGCCGCACGAUACGGCUGGCUCGGCGCACCACAAGCCUACGUGUCUUUGAAAAACGAGCUGGACAAAGUUAUCGUAUUCGAGCGAGCAGGCCUCCUCUUCAUCUUCAACUUCCAUCCCACUCAAAGCUUCACAGACUAUCGUGUAGGUGUUGAAGAAGCUGGGGAAUAUAAAAUAGUUUUGAGCAGCGACGAAAAACGUUUUGGAGGAUUUGACAACAUCAUGUUAGAUAGCAAGUUCUUCACUACCCCUCUGGAAUGGAAUGGUCGGAAGAAUUUCCUCCAGGUUUACAUCCCUACUAGGACAUGCAUCGUACUUUCCAAGUGA